This is a messenger RNA of Cinclus cinclus, 971 nucleotides long. It is a transcript of the gene IGSF6, whose product is annotated as immunoglobulin superfamily member 6. The record is from RefSeq and is a predicted model, not a curated record. The transcript has 6 exons. NCBI's taxonomy places the organism in Eukaryota, Metazoa, Chordata, Aves, Passeriformes, Cinclidae. The coding region runs from base 34 to 729 and encodes 231 amino acids.
UCAAGAAGAUUCAUUUCCACAGAGAUACAAGAAAUGGCAUCUUUCAACAAAUUAAAAAAUGUGCUAAUGCUGGUGUUUGACUCGAUCCUGUAUGGUGCUGGUGUUGCAGGUCACUGCCAAGUCACUGUAACACAGCCCCCGACUCAGAAAACAGACUCCUCCAUGAACAGUGUGUCCCUAAGUUGCACCUUCUCUGCCUCUGGAUGCCCCUCGUCCUCGCUGGAAAUCCUGUGGUUUCGCUAUUUAACCAACACACAUCAGGAUUUGUGUACUCCUGAAUGCACAGACCAUCAGAAGUACAAAGUACAUUCAACAAAAAAUAGCACCCUACUUGAGAUAAAAGAUCUGACUGUACAUGACAGCGCUGUUUAUGUCUGUGGAAUAGCAUUUUUAGACUCAGAUUCACCCCUUUCUAAACAAACAGGAGACGGAACAGUACUAACGGUAACAGAGAAGCAGCACAGCAAUGGAAAACUCAUCUCCAUGAUCAUUGCCUCAUCCUCACUGUUCCUGUACAGCUCUGCUGUUCUCACUUCCUUUGUGGUCUACAAGUUAAAACCAAAGCUGCUAAAGAAAUGUGGGAAAGACCAAACAACAGAGAACUGUAAAAUAAAUAGCGGCCGAAAAGUUUUUCAAGCAAUUGCUCAAGAACUUCAAAAGAAGAGAUAUGUUCGACACUGCCAACAGCCUGAUGAUUUGGAAGAUGACACUGUUUAUCAGAACAGAUGAGCACAUGCAGCACUUCAGAUGUGUUCAACAGUUCUCCUGCAAGCAAAGGACCAGGUGAGGAAGUUAAACUUCUUCACAGACUUCCUUUGCUUUAAAGGGAGAGGAAAAAACCUUGCAGGGCAGUGCUCUUUGGGAGUAUGUUCUAAAUAGCUCACCAGAACCAAGUCCAUUGUACCUUACAUCUCUGUUACAUAUUUCAUUUUCCAUUUCCAAGAACCCUGGAAAAAACUUCAUCUUUGUAA